This is a messenger RNA of Aplysia californica (California sea hare), 2333 nucleotides long. RefSeq names its product proline-rich proteoglycan 2. The record is from RefSeq and is a predicted model, not a curated record. The transcript has 7 exons. NCBI's taxonomy places the organism in Eukaryota, Metazoa, Mollusca, Gastropoda, Aplysiida, Aplysiidae. The coding region runs from base 191 to 1402 and encodes 403 amino acids.
UAGAAAAGAAAUUAGAAAUCGACAGGAACCAGGAAAUGGCCGACCUCCUGGCCUAACUUUGUUUACAAGUUUCUAAAGUUGUGGAAAGUGCCGCAAUGAGCUAACAGCGGCGGUGAGGCUCGCUGGAUAUUUUUUUUGUAUCUAUUAGAAGUUGCUUUGGCUAUAGCCAGAGCCUGUCACCAUCUUCAAGAUGUUGAAAGAGAGAGAUUUGGAUAAGGCGACCAUCGAUGCCUACCAUUAUUACGUGCAGCGGGGUAUAAGAAAUGAUUUGAAUUCGGUGUGGCUGGGACCAGGGAAAUUGCCGUUCAGAGCAGCCAUUGCCUUGAUCGUUUUUGCCCUCUGUUGCCUGUUAGUGGGCGUCCUGCUAGUGGCACUGCGUAUGAGACAUGUCUACCUAUGGGACUGGGACUCACAGUUCCUCGGCCCUUUCUUCAUCAUAUUAUUUUUGCUCUGCAUGGCCGGGGCUUCAUAUCUUUUCAUCAUUGCCAAGCGAAGAAGCAACAAGUAUCGAGCUGAGCUCUAUUUCAAGCCAGUAGGAGACUGGGGCAUCAACUGUGUGCACAAGAGCGAGCUGGCUAGGGAGGAGGAGCUCAAACACGAGCUCAAAUCUGGAACUACACCACAUAAGACAGUCAAGCCAAGAUCAGAAGCAUAUUCUCAGUCAAGUCGCGAUCACAGACGCGGACACAGGAACGGCAAAGACAACCAAGGCUAUGACAAGAGCCCACUGGACGCUAACCGCCAGUUCAGACCAGACGAGCAACGGAGGAGGGGUCCACCGCCCCCUGAUGGCCGGAGGGGGCCACCACCUGAGGGGUACAGGGGCCCUCCUCCCCCAGAUGGAGCUCGCAGAGGCCCUCCUCCAGACGGUCGACGCGGCCCGCCCCCUGAUGGUUACCGAGGACCUCCCCCUGAUGGCAGACGCGGACCCCCUCCGGAUGGCUACAGAGGCCCCCCUCCCCCCCAAGGCCAGCGCGGACCACCUCCCGAUGGCUACAGAGGCCCCCCUCACCCCCAAGGCCAGCGCGGACCACCUCCCGAUGGUUACCGCGGACCUCCGCCCGGAGGUGACAGGCCUAGAGGCCCCCCACCUGCUUACAGAGAGGAGAGAGGAUCUCCCCCGAGUCGCAGGUCCCCACCUCCUGGACGAAGGUCACCCCCUCCCGGAAGAAGGUCGCCCCCUCCCGGAAGAAGGUCACCGCCCCCCAAUGGUCAGAGGGGACCAGAUGACCGCCGCCCACCCCCACCACAAGGAGGCGGGGCUCGGAUACCCCUGGAUGAGGAGCAAGGUCGCCGCCCGAGGGGCGUGCCUCGGUUUGGCGGUGUGGAGAGGAUUCCUGACGAGGAUCGUCGAGAUUUCAAGCUCAUCUUGAACAAGUCGCGGGAUGAAUCGGACAUCUGAACAGCAACAACAGCGUUACGUGCAGUGUAGAUAGUUCCCUCUUGUACAUUCCCAUUUUACUUCUAUCAUGAGAGAGUGAAAAUGAACCAAAAAUUUAUGACCAAUUUUUUAAAGCUUGAGGAAUAGCUAUAUAUUUGAAAGGAAAUUCAUGUUGUAUGUGAAUGUGAAUUUCUUAGUUUUUAUUUCAGAUUUUAACUUAUAAAUUAAUACCACUUUAUCACUUUGCCGCCUCAUUUCACUGAUUGGCGAUGUUUAUCACUCAGUUUUCUUUGGAUUUUCCCCAAAAUAUGAUGGCAAAGUGUUAAAGGUUCAGUAUAAUAACAAUAGUGCUUUUAGGCAUGGUGUAAAAAAUUUUUUGGAAGUCUGGAGUAUGCCAUGCCUGUUACAAUCGAGAUUUGAAUGAAGGGUUGGUUAUUGCGAUCUAAACUAACCACCCUCCAGACACAGCAUUGUGCUUUUUAAACUGGAAUAUAAAUAAUCGACCCUGUACAAUUUUUCUUACAGACACUGGCAGAUUGUCAUUUGUUAUUCUAUCUUCUCUUGAAAAUAACAUCUUAAAGGCCUCUGUACCAGCCAGUUGUCUUCUUUGAAGCUAUAGUAGUGUGUUUAACUUAGUUCAGCUGUAUUUUGAUGCAUUGUUAUGAAAGAAAUUGUUCAUUUGAAACUGUUGUUUGAGCGGUUGUGCUAUUCGGUACAUUAUAUGGAGUAUGCUAAUCAUUAGCUGUCAUGUAACCAUUUUUGUACAUUACUCAUCGAAACGUAGUAACCAAAUGUCCAUCUAUAUUUUAUUAGCAUUUUAUACUUUUGGCCAGACAUUCCAUAAAUCGCAGCAUUCCAAACAAUGUCCGUUUAAAAAAAAAAUCUUGACUGAGCAACUUUUGCGUUUGUAAUAUACCUUGACAAAGAAUAAAUGGAAUAGUCACUGUGGCAA